Cucurbita pepo subsp. pepo (vegetable marrow) is the source of this 447-nucleotide messenger RNA. The record is from RefSeq and is a predicted model, not a curated record. NCBI's taxonomy places the organism in Eukaryota, Viridiplantae, Streptophyta, Magnoliopsida, Cucurbitales, Cucurbitaceae.
AUGAAGCAGUCCACCAUCGCCGCCUGGCUGAACAAUUACAACAACCUCAAGUCUAAUCCCGAAGCCCUAGAUUCCACCGACAUGUUGCUCGAAUUUCCCUACAAGCCCGGCGUUGACCUAAUUCGGAAUUGCGAUCUCCCGCCGCCGCAGAAGUUAUUCACGGCCUCCGACAAGGGGGCGAUGGCGGCUAGAGGUAGAGGUCGGGAAGAAGUGGAGACAGGGGGGAUGGAGGAGAAAUUGGAGCUGUUGAAGGCUCUGAGACUGUCGCAAACGAGGGCGAGAGAGGCGGAGAGAAAGGCGGCGAAAUUGAUGGAGGAAAGGGAUUGUAUAAGUAGGGCUUUUGAAGAUGAGGCGAGAUUGAUCUUCUGUUACCGACAGUCGCUGAAAUUGAUGGAGCUCAGAGUUUCCAAUAAUGUUGAUGAAGACCCAUUUGUUGUCAACACCUGA